UUAUAUUUGCAUUUUCAUAAUGGAUUCCAGGGGCAUGGUUUUAAUCAAAAUUACUUGGAUCCUUUUCCUGGAACUCUGUGUUUUGAUCCCGAAAAUCAACAGCCAAAUUCCAGGGUGCUCCAUUGAGGGCAUCAACCUGCUGCAAUGCUUGGAUCAAGGUGAUAAAACUUCCAUUGAAACAUGCUGCAAAACACUCACUCAGGCUGUUCAAUCUGGGUAUAACUGCUUGUGCUCGCUGUUAGCAUCAUCCAACAUUCCUCUCUUAAGCGCUCCAAUUCCGUUACCAUUUUCGAAUUGCUUCAUUUCUGUACCUCCUCUGACACUUUGUCGAGUUCUAGCUCCAAUGCCAAUAGCCAUUCCACCAUCUAGCCCUGAGCAGGCACAGCCUUUUUCUCCACCGGAAAAUGUGAUUCUGCCGCUGCCUCCACAGGAGACGGUGCAGCUUCCAUUGAACUCGACAACAGUUGUUGACACUUCAAAUAAUUCAACUGAAAGUUCUGCUCCCAAAUGCAAUGUGUCCAAGUCCGGGAAUGAAUGGUCAAGUGGGGAAAAUGAAACUAAAAUGUUGAUGCUUAUAAGUCUGUUCCUGUGCUUGGCUGUUCAUGUUUGUAUCUUAUUUUCCUAA
This is a messenger RNA of Mangifera indica (mango), 625 nucleotides long. RefSeq lists its product as uncharacterized. The record is from RefSeq and is a predicted model, not a curated record. The transcript has 2 exons. NCBI's taxonomy places the organism in Eukaryota, Viridiplantae, Streptophyta, Magnoliopsida, Sapindales, Anacardiaceae. Bases 20 to 625 code for a protein of 201 amino acids.